Molecule: messenger RNA, 4056 nt
Organism: Anoplophora glabripennis (Asian longhorned beetle)
Lineage: Eukaryota; Metazoa; Arthropoda; Insecta; Coleoptera; Cerambycidae
Product: G protein-activated inward rectifier potassium channel 4
Exons: 5
Coding region: 1-1503 (500 amino acids)
Biological process (GO): potassium ion import across plasma membrane; regulation of monoatomic ion transmembrane transport
Cellular component (GO): plasma membrane
Molecular function (GO): inward rectifier potassium channel activity
Source: RefSeq, a predicted model, not a curated record
AUGCCGAAGGGGGCGGACGAUAUAACCGUGGACAAUAGCACGGAAAGUGCCAAAAAUGGCGAGUUCUACCCGUUCUACGUGUACAGGAAGAACAGCAGACGAAGAUCAAGCGUGCAAAGUUUGCUCCAUCGCCGCAACUGUCGCCUCGUCAAGAGGCUGGUCCGGAAAAGCGGCAAGUCGGCCAUACUCCGGAACACGGAGAACUCCCAACACACCUUCCGGUACAUGCGGGACUUCACCAACACCCUCAUAGAAGGCAGCUGGAAAUUGAUUCUACUGAUAGUAUGCAUAGCCUUCAACCUCACUUGGUUGAUAUUCGCCGGACUGUGGAUGAUCGUGUCUUCGGAAAGCAUGGAUGUGGACGGAGAACCAUGUUUGGAAGGUAUAGAUGGCUUCGCUGGGUACCUUCUCUUCAGCGUGGAGACACAGUCGACCAUCGGCUACGGCAACCGCUAUAUCAACGGCUACUGUCCCGAAGCGGUGUUCCUGAUGUGCAUCCAAAUCAUAGUGGGCGUCAUCAUCUGCGGCAGCGUCAUAUGCAUCGUCUACAUGAAGAUGAUAGGGCCGCAGAAGGUCCAUUCGAUGGCUUGUUUCAGCAAGAUUGCUGUGGUCCACCAGAGAGACGGGGAGAUGUGUCUGAUAUUCCGCGUGAGGGAUUCUGCCAACAAAUACGAAUGUCUGACGACCAUGUCGGCUUAUCUGGUGCAGAAGAAGCGGGGUGAGCUUUUCCUCAAGUCCAUAAAGCUCGAACCAGCCGGUAUACUGAUAUGGCCCGUCGAGAUAGUCCACCGUAUAAACGACAACAGUCCAUUCUGGGACCUUUCUGCAAAAGAUCUAAUACUAAAAAGGUUCGAGAUAAUAGUCAUAAUGGACGGAACAUCUCUGGCUACUUCCCAUACCUCGAGGACAACAACCUCCUACCUGAGCCGGGAAAUAAAAUGGGGCCACAAGUUCAAACCCUGCACGCUCUUCGACAAAAAGAAGGACAAGUACAUCGUCGACCACUCCCUGUUCAACAAAACCGAAGAAUUCGACACCCCCCUGUGCAGCGCCCAAAAACUGAGGGAGAUGUACGACGAGAUUGUUUCUCUAGCGGCCCCGAAGCUCUAUCUCAGCCCGUCCACCUCCAAAUACUCCAGUCCUAUGUUUAACAGCCUGAAGAUCUCCCAGCCCUGGCCAGAGGAAGAAGAAGAAACCGUCAGCGGCAGCGUCGUGACCACUUCAGCGAUAGUCCACGUGAGCAAAGAGAGAGGAGAGAAGAAAAAGGAGAGUGAUAAGAAAAUAGCGAGGAACGUUCCAAGUUCGUCGUCUUCCGAGGAAGAUGUAGCCUUUGAGGAUCUUAGCGUGGAGGAUUUGACUGAAGAGAAUAUCAAGUCGCACAGUAAUCUGGUAGGGAAGACGAAGAACAUGUUGCAUAGUUUGCAGAGCUUUGUAUUGCAGGAUAAUAGUAAGAGGUUGCAUUUGAAUGGGGGUGAAAGGAAGUUCAACGAAACGUCGUUUUAAGGAUAAAAAAGAAAAUGAAAAUACGAAAACAAAAUUUUUUUGGCGAAAAUUCCUAUAAUAAUAAAGUACCCCUCUCACCUGCCGUAUACUUGUAUCAAAAACAUUACAACUAAAUUUUGAAAGUUUUUUUUAUAUAAAUAGUCCAAAUUGAGAUAUAUCAAAUCGACAUUGUUUGGCAAAAUAAAAAGACAAUAAGCUGCUGCACCUGAAUGGAAAUUAAAGUUCCUAGAUAUUGAUAAAGUACCGAAAUAUACUGCCAUGUGGUGGCAAAAUGUGGUACUUGGUCGAACUAGAGACUUUACUGAGAAUUAGAGUAUCUAGAUACUGAUAAAGUACAUCAGUUAACCGUAAUUUUGGAAAAAAAUCUCUAUUUCCAAAAUUGAACUAAUUUUAACAUACUUUGAAGGUUUUAUUUCGAUCUAAAACACUACAAUAACUAAAUUUUGUAAAUUUUAUAUAAAUAUUUCAAAUUGACAUUUGUCAGAGCGCCAAAAACAAUCUGGUGCAGUACUUGUUCAAUCUAGACACUUUAGCAAGAACGGAAAUUAAAGUCCCUAGAUAUUGAUAAAGUACCGAAAUAUACUGCCAUGUGGUGGCAAAAUGAGGUACUUGGUCGAACUAGGGACUUUACUGAGAAUUUAAGUCUCUAGAGACUGAUAAAGUAUCCCAAUUAGCUGCCAUUUUCGAAUAAAAUCUCUAUUUCUAAAAUUGAAACUAUGUAAACUAAUUAAAUCACUAAUUUACAUAUAGGUACUUUAAAGGUUUUGUUUCGAUCUAAAACACUACGAUAACUUAAUUUUGUAAAUUUUUUAUAUAAAUUGACAUAUGUCAAAUCGCCAAGAACAAUCGGUUGCGGUACUUGUUCAAUCUAGGGACUUUAGCAAAAACGGAAAUUAAAGUCCCUAGAUAUUGAUAAAGUACCGAAAUCUAUUCCCAUUUUGUGGCAAAAUGCGGUAUUUGGUCGAACUAGGGACUUUAGCAAGAACGGAAAUUAAAGUCCCUGGAUAUUGAUAAAGUACUGAAAUAUACUGCCAUGUGGUGGUAAAAUGCGGCACUUGGGACUUUACUGAAAAUUAGAGUCUCUAGAUACUGAUGAAGUACCCCAAUUAACUGCCAUUUUCAAAUAAAAUCUCUAUUUCCAAAAUUGAAACUAUUUAAACUAAUUAAAUAAUUAAUUUACAUAUAGGUACUUUAAAGGUUUUGUGUCGAUCUAAAACACUACGAUAACUUAAUUUUGUAAGUUUUUAUAUAAAUAGGUCAAAUUGAUAUAUGUCAAAUCGCGAAGAACAAUCGGUUGCGAUACUUGUUCAUUCUAGGGACUUCAUCAAAAACGGAAAUUAAAAUCCCUAGAUAUCGAUAAAGUACCGAAAUCUACUCCCGUUUUGUGGCAAAAUGCGGUACUUGGUCGAACUAGUGACUUUACUAAGAAUUAAAGUCUCCAGAUACUGACAAAGUACCCCAUGUAACUGUCAAUCUUGAAACUAUUUAAACCAAUUAACUUACUAAUUUUCACAUACUUUCAAUUCCAUUUUCUCUAAAUAAAUCUCUAUUUCCAAAAUUGAAACUAUUUAAACUAAUUAAAUCACUAAUUUUCAUAUACUUUGAAGGUUUUGUUUCGAUCUAAAACACAACGAUAACUUGAUUUUGUAAGUUUUUUAUAUAAAUAGCUCAAGUUGACGUAUGUCAAAUUGCCAAGAACAAUAGAUACUUGUACAUUCUAGGGACUUUAGCAGAAACGGAAAUUAAAGUCCCUAGAUAUUGAUGAAGUAUCGAAAUAUACUGCCAUUUUGUGGCAAAAUGCGGUAUUUGGUAGAACUAUGGACUUUACUGAGAAUUAAAGUCUCUAAAUACUGAUAAAGUACUCCAAUUAACUGCCAUUUUCAAAUAAAAUCUAUUUCCAAAAUUGAAACUAAUUUUCAUAUACUUUGAAGGUUUUGUUUCGAUCUAAAACACUACAAUAACUGAGUUUUGUAAGUUUUUUAUGGUAAAUAACUCAAAUUCACAUAUGUCAAGUUGCCAAUAACAAUCGGUUGCGGUACUUGUUCAAUCUAGGGACUUUAGCGAGAAUAACGAAAGAGCGACAACUAUUAUGUUAAUUUACAAUCACACUCAUAGGGGAAACAUUUAUGUUUGUGUUUGAUUAACAUUAGAUUUUUUUCGACAACAUUCUUUACGUGCUCUAAAAAAGUGUAGGCUAUAAUUUAUUUUUGGUAUUGGGAACAAUAGCAGCAAGUCAAAAGAAUGCUGUUAAAUUGUUACAAUAUUUGAACUACAUCACAUAAACGUGAUGUAGUUAAAAUCAUGAUUUAUAUUUCCUACAAAUCGAUGAGCUAUUAUCAGAAACAGCGCCAUCUAUUGGUUUUCUGUUUUCACGAAUUAUUUGUGGAAAUAUUCCUGUAUAAGUCUAAUAAUAUUGCGUCUAAUUGUAAGUAUUUUUUAUUUUUAGCAGUUUUAUUUAUAUUUUGUUAAUUUUUAUUCAAAAUGGUAAAUUAUGAUAUACAGUUCUGAUUUACUGAAAUCAAUAUAUGUAUAUAAUAAAAACCAAAUAACUGC